AUGGACUUACUGGGCCCCAUGGAGAUGACGGAGGGCUCCCUCUGCUCCUUCACGGCCGCCGAUGACUUCUACGAUGACCCGUGCUUCAACACGUCGGACAUGCACUUCUUCGAGGACCUGGACCCCCGGCUGGUGCACGUGGGGGGCCUGCUGAAGCCUGAGGAGCACCUGCACCACCAUGGGCACCACCAUGGGCACCCACAUGAGGAGGAGCACGUCCGGGCACCCAGCGGGCACCACCAGGCCGGCCACUGCCCUAAGCGCUGCACCUCCACCAACCCCAACCAGCGCCUGCCCAAGGUGGAGAUCCUGCGCAACGCCAUCCGCUACAUUGAGAGCCUGCAGGCGCUGCUGCGGGAGCAGGAGGACACUUACUACCCGGUGCUGGAGCACUACAGCGGGGAAUCGGAUGCCUCCAGCCCUCGCUCCAACUGCUCCGAUGGCAUGAUGGAGUACAGUGGGCCUCCUUGCAGCUCUCGCAGAAGAAACAGCUAUGACAGCAGCUACUACACAGAAUCACCAAAUGAUCCAAAGCAUGGGAAGAGUUCUGUUGUUUCCAGCCUCGAUUGCCUCUCAAGCAUUGUAGAGAGGAUUUCCACAGAUAACUCCACAUGUCCUAUACUGCCUCCAGUGGAAACUGUUGCUGAAGGAAGUCCCUGUUCCCCCCCAGAAGGAGCGAGUCUGAAUGAUAGCGGAGCCCAAAUUCCUUCCCCCACCAACUGCACCCCACUUCCCCAGGAUAACAGCAGCAGCAACCCUAUCUACCAAGUGCUAUAA
This is a messenger RNA of Egretta garzetta (little egret), 777 nucleotides long. It is a transcript of the gene MYOD1, whose product is annotated as myogenic differentiation 1. The record is from RefSeq and is a predicted model, not a curated record. NCBI's taxonomy places the organism in Eukaryota, Metazoa, Chordata, Aves, Pelecaniformes, Ardeidae. Gene Ontology annotation, molecular function: RNA polymerase II cis-regulatory region sequence-specific DNA binding; DNA-binding transcription factor activity, RNA polymerase II-specific; protein dimerization activity. Gene Ontology annotation, biological process: muscle organ development; positive regulation of myoblast differentiation; regulation of transcription by RNA polymerase II.